Messenger RNA from Parnassius mnemosyne (clouded apollo), 1152 nucleotides. NCBI's taxonomy places the organism in Eukaryota, Metazoa, Arthropoda, Insecta, Lepidoptera, Papilionidae. The record is from the annotation of a GenBank genome assembly.
AUGGAUCAUCUAGAUCCAUCUUUCGAAGACGAAAUAACUUCUUUAUUGUUGGCUUUGGAUCAGUCAGACGAUGAGGGAGAUAUUGAAAAUUGCUUGGUAUCUGAGGCGGACCCGACAAACUGUCAUGAUAGUGAUUCAGGUGAAGAGGUCAACGACCUUGAAGAUGCAGUCGAUAGUGACAAUUCAGACGCGCCACUUUCUGAAUUACGCACGAACUAUUAUUAUGGGAAAAAUCGUUAUAAGUGGACAAAGACGCCACCGUCAACAAGAGUACGUAUAUCUCAACACAAUAUUAUAUCAGUUCGUACAUCUUCUUCGAACUUGUCAGCCGACUGUGAGAAAGAUCCAUUCAGUAUAUGGAACAAGUUAUUCGACGAUGAAAUGCUCCAUCAAAUUUUGACCUGGACUAAUGCAAAAAUUUAUAUCUACAAAACUAAGUUCGCGCGUAGCAAUCGACCUGAACUGAACGAUUUGGACUUAGUUGAGCUGAAAGCGUUUAUUGGUCUACUAUUUUAUUCUGCUGUUUUGAAGUCGAACCACGAAGACACAAGUUACUUAUUCGCAUUAGAUGGUACAGGCUGUGAGAUAUUCAGGUGUACAAUGUCGGAAACCAGAUUUCUUAUAUUGUUACUGUGCCUUCGUUUCGAUGAUCCUAAUGAACGUGAUGAGAAGAAAAAGACUGACAAGUUAGCUGCUAUAUCCCCCAUUUUCAACAAGUUCGUAAGUAAUUCGCAACAGUUGUACGAACUAAGUGAAUGUGUAACUGUGGACGAAAUGCUAGUCAAGUUUCGUGGAAGAAGUCACCUAAUAUCAUACAUGCCUAAAAAACCAGGUAAAUAUGGUCUAGUGAUACGAGCAUUAUGCGACGCUAAGAACUUUUAUUUUUAUAAUGGCUAUGUAUAUUCUGGAAAAGACUCCGAUGGUAUUGGGUUGACAGUAGAAGAAAAGAAAUUCCUAGUCCCCACACAGUGCGUCUUACGUCUAACGAAACCAAUCCAAAGAAGUAACCGCAACGUCACAGCUGAUAAUUGGUUUUCAUCUAUUGAACUCGUAGAUGAAUUAGCAAAACGAAAGUUGACGUAUGUAGGGACAGUAAAAAAAAUAAAAGAGAGAUACCUAUCCAAUUUCAGCCAAAUAAGCGUCGAGAAGUAG